UGCAUGGUGACAUCACAGGAGGCUGCUGCUAGCUAAACAAGUCAAAACACUCCCGGAGCUGAACGCGAGGCAGCGAUGAACCGACCAGGCUUUGAUGGGGCUUCAUCAUCCAUGAGCUUCUCCACAAGGAUAACAGAAAAUGGAUACUCGGACUCAGGUCUAACAGAGGAGGACGUCUGCAAUCUACGGAUUGAACUUGCAAAGAUUGAGGAAGAAAUUCAGACAUUGAGGCAGGUGCUUGUGGUCCGAGAAAAAUAUGCAGCAGACAUCAGGAGGCAGCUGGGUAUGAGCUCUCUCAGUAACAUCAAACAGAACCUGUCCAAAGGCUGGCAAGACGUCCAGACCUCAGCCCCAUAUCUCUCAGCCUCGGCCACUUUGGAGGACAUCAGCAACUCCAACAUAUAUAUGAGGACACGGGAGAGUCUCACUCAUGCAGGCCAGGUGACAUCAUCCGCUCUAUCCAAUAUGGGCGUGACCAUCACCAGGAGACUGGCAGACAUGAGAGCUCUGCCUCUUCCGAGCCCACCACGCGCCCUGGGCCACACCAUGAGUGUGCCGUCUAUGAGACAUUCCUCUACAUUCAAGUCUUUUGAGGAAAUGGUCGGAAGUGUGAAGGACAAGGUGAGUGUCGGUCUCACAAAUAACGGAGACACCUCUGGGUUCGAAAGAAGAUCCUCACGCACAUGAGAUGGACCCUUCUGAUCCCUUUUUGAUCGAUCCCUUGUCUGUGUUAAUCUGUCCACUGUUAUUAUUGUAUUAAUGCAACAUGACAAAUAGAAUGUAUUACAAUUGCAAUGUAAAAAUAUUUUAAACUUAAACGUAAAAAUAGUCUUUUAAUAUGUGAAUAUGUUUUAUUUCUGUGUGUUGGAUAAAUGUAAUGUGCAAGUUAUUUAUUUUGACGUGCAGUAAACCCAUCUUGUAUUUGCAAUAUGCAUUCAUUGACAUUAAUUGUGACAUUUACAAAAUAAGUAUUUUUGUAUUUUAAGAUUUUUCAAUUAAAGUCAAUUGAAUGGUG
Molecule: messenger RNA, 1015 nt
Organism: Anarrhichthys ocellatus (wolf-eel)
Lineage: Eukaryota; Metazoa; Chordata; Actinopteri; Perciformes; Anarhichadidae
Product: tumor protein D54-like
Exons: 9
Coding region: 76-687 (203 amino acids)
Cellular component (GO): cytoplasm
Source: RefSeq, a predicted model, not a curated record